Messenger RNA from Sciurus carolinensis (gray squirrel), 5373 nucleotides. It is a transcript of the gene Fam117b, whose product is annotated as family with sequence similarity 117 member B. NCBI's taxonomy places the organism in Eukaryota, Metazoa, Chordata, Mammalia, Rodentia, Sciuridae. Bases 203 to 1972 code for a protein of 589 amino acids. The transcript is spliced from 8 exons. The record is from RefSeq and is a predicted model, not a curated record.
UGUUGAUGAGGAGCAGCGACGGCGGCGGCGGCGGCUGCACCACCUCGUUGCUGCCGGCCGCGGCCCAGUCGCACCUCGCACCCGGAGUCCGGCUUCGUCACCUGGUCGCGGGGGCCUUCCCUCCGGCCCCGAGAAUCUUCCCCCUGCAACCCAACAACAGCAAACCCCCCCCGUCUCGCCCAGUCACCGGGGAGGGGGGACCAUGUCCCAGCGGGUGAGGCGCAAUGGGUCCCCCACGCCGGCCGGCGCCCUCGGGGGUGGUGCGGUCGCCACGGCCGGGGGACCUGGGAGCCGCCUGCAGCCCAUGAGGGCGACGGUUCCAUUCCAACUGAAGCAGCAGCAGCAACAUGGCAGCCCCACGCGGAGCAACGGCGGCGGCGGCGGCGGCAACAACAACGGCAGCUGCUGCGGUGGCGCCUCAGGCCCCUCAGGCGGCGGCGGCGGGGGCCCGCGCACUGCCUCGCGCAGCACGAGCCCCACGCGCGGCAGCGGGAGCACUACCGCGCGCACCAGCCCCACGGUAGCUACGCAGACGGGCGCGUCCGCGACGUCCACGCGGGGCACCAGUCCCACGCGCGGCGCCGCGCCCGGGGCUCGCGGAAGCCCCCCACGGCCGCAACCCCCACCGCCGCCUCCGCUGCUGGGCACAGUGUCGUCGCCUUGCUCGUCACCCACCCACCUGUGGACCAGCGAGGUGAGCGCGGCCCCACCCCCAGCCCGCGUCCGGCACCGGAGGAGGUCCCCAGAGCAGAGCCGCCCCUCCCCGGAGAAGAGGAGUCCGAGCGCUCCGGUGUGCAAAGCAGGUGACAAAACUCGACCUCCUUCUUCAAGCCCUUCCAGUAUUAUCCGUCGCACUUCUUCGCUGGACACGCUUGCAGCUCCAUACCUUGCGGGGCACUGGCCUCGUGAUAGUCAUGGGCAAGCUGCACCUUGCAUGAGGGACAAAGCUACACAGACGGAGAGUGCAUGGGCUGAAGAGUACUCUGAAAAGAAGAAAGGAUCUCACAAACGAUCAGCAUCAUGGGGCAGUACGGAUCAACUUAAGGAGAUUGCUAAAUUACGCCAGCAGUUGCAGAGAAGUAAACACAGCAGUCGGCAUCAUCGAGAUAAAGAAAGACAGUCUCCAUUCCAUGGCAACCAUGCAGCUAUUAACCAGAGUCAGGCUCCUGUUCCAAAGAGUGCCCUUAUUCCAGUAAUUCCCAUCACCAAAUCAACAGGUUCCCGGUUCCGGAAUAGUGUGGAAGGAUUGAAUCAGGAGAUUGAAAUAAUAAUUAAAGAGACUGGGGAAAAGGAAGAGCAACUAAUACCACAAGAUAUUCCAGAUGGGCAUCGUGCACCUCCCCCAUUGGCACAGAGAAGUAGCAGCACACGCAGCAUUGACACACAGACCCCUGGUGGGGCAGACAGGGGAAGCAACAAUAGCAGCCGUUCUCAGUCUGUGUCCCCCACCUCGUUCCUCACUAUCUCUAACGAAGGCAGCGAGGAGAGUCCUUGUUCAGCUGAUGACCUGCUCGUCGAUCCCAGGGAUAAAGAGAAUGGGAACAAUUCUCCUUUGCCCAAAUACGCAACCUCACCAAAACCUAAUAAUAGUUACAUGUUCAAAAGGGAACCUCCUGAGGGCUGUGAAAGGGUCAAAGUCUUUGAGGAGUGCUCACCAAAACAACUUCACGAAAUUCCUGCUUUCUACUGUCCCGACAAAAACAAGGUGAAUUUCAUUCCUAAAAGCGGUUCUGCUUUCUGCCUCGUCAGCAUCCUCAAGCCACUCCUUCCCACACCAGAUCUUACCCUUAAGGGCUCUGGCCACAGCCUGACAGUCACCACUGGCAUGACAACCACUCUGCUUCAGCCCAUUGCUGUGGCCUCCCUGUCUACAAAUGCAGAGCAAGACCGAGUCUCUAGAGGAACCAGUACAGUCCUGCCAUCAGCCUCCCUACUCCCACCCCCAGAACCGAUAGAGGAAGCUGAAGGAUAGGCCCCAACGCUGCAUGGCCAUGGUUCUGGAGAAUGGAGAGCUUCCUCAGAUUGCUUGACUAUGAUGGCACCGUGGGCUCCCAGUUGGCUGUGACGUGCUCCAGCUUUCCAGUGAUAGGCUUCUGGAAGAAAGCAGCCCCUCUGACUGCUCUGCCCCACUCAAGAAGGCCAGCCCACAGUGCUUAGCCUGCUUUUUCUUAAAGCACUGAUUGAAAUAAGAAAGUUCUCAUGUGGAGGGACAAUAUCACAUUGUUUUUGUUUUCAAAUUAGACUUGUUUAAAAAAAAAAAAAAAAAAAAAAAAAACCCACAAAAUCUGAUCCCUGCAAACAUGAUUCCUGAAGGGAGACGUGAAUGAUGCUGCAAGAACCAUCUUUUAUAUGAAAAUGACUAUUUUAUAAUACCAAUGUUACAUUUUCUGAAACGUAGCAAACAGGAUGUUCAAAAGAUUCUUUGGUGGCCUCUGUUUCUUGUUUCCCUUUCUAGAUGUGUGCUUUUCUCAGCUGUUUUCAGCUUUGGGACCAAAGGGAUUGUUGACAUUUCCCAGCAGUCUUAAUCUCAUGACUGUGUUCUUCUCCCAAAUAAGAAUUGAUAAGUAAAUGCAUUGAGCAAGUAUAUAUAAAAAGAGAUACAAAGCAAUAUUCGUACAUUAUGUGAUUUAUGUUUUUUGAUGUCAGAAGUUUGUGCUUUGGGUGAAAUAUUUGUAAAACUGCUGUUUUCUUCACUUCCUGUACACAUUUCACUAUGUGGUCAGAAAAGUUAUAGUCUGAAGACAAAUGCUUUAAUGUGUUCUCACCCAUGUUGGAACUUGGUUUAAGAGUCAGUGAGCCAAGAGGAAACUAUCCAGUGUUGAUUGCUAAAUAGGAUUGAGGAGCCCUUUGGUUUUCUGUGAAGUGUGUAUCGAACUGUCACCCUCCCCUGCCACAGGUGUCAUUCUGCCUUUAGUCAUCACUGUAUCAUAGUCCCAAGAGACCCUACAAUGGCUGUGCAUGGAUUUCCUCCUCUGCUUUUGUGAUGUUGUUGUCUUGUGGAUUUGGUCAGGGUCAGUAGUUUGCCAGGAGUGUAAUCCAUUGAAUAGCGAUCCUUAGCCACAGAACCUUGAGACUGACUUUUUCUUUAUGGUGGUUGGCACUGAGAUUUAUUGCCUACAGAUUUUGCUAGUUUCCUCUCCAAUAUUCCACACAGUGGAGAAAACAGAUAAGAACUUUGGAGCAUAAGCAACAGGCACCUUAAAAAAAUUCAUACUGUUUUUGUAUUUGGACUUGUCUUUAUACAAACCACUGCCAGUAUCAUAUGACAGCAGUAUUUCAUUUCUGGGUAUGUGGAAGUACAGUUAAGGAGCAGCUGUAUUUUAGAAAUGAAUUUCAGCAAGCAAUGUCCUUUUAGUAUCUUCAUGUAUUAUGUUAUGAUGCAAUAAGUUCCUGUUACUCUACAUAUUAUAGGCAGAAAAAAAUUUAAGUCUAUUUACAAAGGGUUACUGUUUCAAAGGUAAUAUGUCAGCUUGUCCAGACAUAUUCCAUCAAGAAAAACCUAGUGGCAGCAAUAAAUCUGAAAGAACUUAUAUUCGUGCAACCUUUACACAUCUAAGCAACUUAAAAUAUGCCCUAUUGGGCUGGGGUUGUGGCUCAGUGGUAGAGCACUUGCCUAGCAUGUGUGAGGCACUGGGUUCGAUUCUCAGCACCGCGUAUAAAAAUAAGAAUAAAGGUCCAUCAACAACUGAAAAUUACAAAAAAAAAAUUUAAAUAUCCUAUUAAGUUUAAAAUGUAUUUAGGUAAAUCAGAUCAUGCAAACAUCUGACAGAUUCAUUUCAAAUGUUUGCAAUUGUUAGUUGAUAGGACUAUGAAUUGGGGUACUUUUUCACACCUAAAGCUUAAUUUACUGGGAACUAGUAAAUUAUGACUUUUAAAUCAAUAAAAGCUCAGUUAUUUGGGGGGUCUUAAAUUUUCUGGUUGGUUGGUUGAUUUCUCAAAUACCUUCAUUGUUUGCCUUCUUUCUUAUGCCUUUUGACUUUGCCAUUUCACCAGAGUAUCUACUCUAUUGGAAACCGAAAUCAUAUGCAUUGAUGUGCAUCAGAAAGGAGGUAGUUAAGAACAAGGGCUUAUUUGAUUUUUUUUUUUUUUUUUUUCAAAGCAUCAGGUUUGGGUUUUUUGUUUGUUUCUUUUACUGGAAUACUAUUAAAUCUAUGUUUUUUCCUCCACCUUACACUUCUUUUCCCCUUCUAUCUCCAAGGGUGUUUUACAAUAGAAUGUCACUUUGUUAACAGUAUAUCUCUUUUAUAUUGUUGAAUUCACAUCUUUCUGUAGAGUUUCAAGUAUCCAUCUGAAGUAAUUAAGAUCAGAGUAGAACAAGUGUCAGAUUUACUAUUAACAGUCUUGUUAAUAGAACUUUUAGUUUAAUGUUUGGUUGUAAGGAAAAUGAGAAUUUGCAGGUAAAUUAAUUGUGUGGCAACCAAACACAUCCCCUGGUUUGGGCAUAAUGCAGCUGAGAUUUUGUGGGGAGAAGCUCCAAGGUACAAAAUAACUGCCAGUGCCAAAGGGCUAAUUUUUAAGCAUACCAGCUUUAUCACAGUCUUCAACAAUAUUAACCACGGGUCCAUCUGGCUGAUUUAUUUAACCCUUAGUUCCAGGUGGUUCAUUUCUUUAAGAUGGGUCCUUUCUCAAUAGAAUGCACAACAUUUUAUCCUAAAAUUACUGUUCAUGAUUAUUGUAUUUUUUAGAAAACCGAACAGAAGGUAAAUGGAAUACCUUUGGUGGUUAUGCAAUUUAAUCUUUUUCAAAUGAAAUUCACUUCCACUGCGGUAAGAAAAAACUGGGUGGCAUGUAUCUUCCCACAAAAGGAGCUAUUCUCUAGUUAUUCACUUUGUCAGUCUUAAUUAUAUUUUGCUCUUAAUUUCUUCCUUGUGAUGAUAAAACUUACACAUUUACUGUUUCUGAUCAUGACUAAGUCUAUUACUUAUCAUGGCUUUUGUGAGCAAUUAUGUUUUUAAAAUACCAAUUUUGCCUCUCUGGUUAAAUAUGGUGAAUGUGGAUGCCAAAAUUAUCUUUUAACCGAUUCUUCAUUUUGCUUAAAAUGUUUUGUAACCACAGGCCAAAUCAGCCUUUUAGAAGGUGCUAUUGCUAACUGUGGAAUAUCUGGCAACGUGAAAGGCAAUUUUUUUUUUUUUUUUAAAUAGUGGCUUUUCACUGGAAGAAAGUUUUAAAAAAUGGCAGAAUUUAUAGCCUUCUUUAUGUGCAAGAUUAGGACGGAAGUUGUCAGGAUCUUAAGGAAAAUAAAAAUUGCCACUACUAAAUUUACUUUGCUGUUCUAAUCUUCACAUUCAUUCCUUAAUGCUUGUAUUUUUAGUGUCUCAAAACCGGACCAGUGGAAUGCUGAAUUUGCAAAAAUAAAGCUAAUAAUGCUUCGCA